Messenger RNA from Peniophora sp. CBMAI 1063, 2058 nucleotides. The record is from the annotation of a GenBank genome assembly. NCBI's taxonomy places the organism in Eukaryota, Fungi, Basidiomycota, Agaricomycetes, Russulales, Peniophoraceae.
AUGUUUCCAAUAACUUGUAACGCCCUGGGCGACAUCGUCACCCUUGCUUCUCUCGUGUUCGACAUCAUCAUCGCGCUCAAUGAGACCCGUGGCUCCGCCGCUGAUUACCGCAUAUUGGUCGGAGAGCUAAACGCCAUGCACACAAUGCUGACAGCAGUGGCUCGCGUUGCUCAGGAUACAUCGAACCACCUGCUUCGCCAUGAGAUCCUGAGAGAAGUUGACCGCUGCGGUGCAGAUGUGCAGAACGCCCUUGCCCGUAUUGUCAAGUUCUCUGCGCUCAGUCACGCAGGUGGCGGAGGCAACUCCGCCCGCGUCUAUCUUGCGCGCCAACGGUACAAGCUCGAGUGGCAUUUCGUUCAACGUGGGACGAUACAGACGGUUCGGGCAGAACUGCAGACGGCUACACAGCGCUUAACAGCGCUGCUUGUGAUCUCCAACGCGGACGGGGCAACACGGUUUCGCACAUCCAUGUUCGAUCAGUUCCGUGUCCUGGCGGAGCGGGAUGCCGCGCACUUUCGUGCCAUCGGGAAUAUCACGUCCAUGUUAGGCGAGCUGAAGGUUGCCUCUCGGGGCGACCGUGCCUUUGUGGAAGAGUUAUUCACGAGUGCACCUGAUAGUGUAGACCGCAAGACCGUGGCAGUUGCGGUACUCUGCGUGGCGAUUGGCACCGUACAUGUUGCGGACCGAGGUACACAGACGGCACUUCUACUCGCCGUGAUCUGUAUCCUCCUAUGCCCAGCCAGACAGAGGAGAGUCACGCUUGUGCACGACAUCGCCUACACGGAGGCUAAUGCGGUGACUCUGUUCGAUGCGCUCGGGCGACGCCUAGUACUCCCCAUCGAGCUCUGCACCACAUACAGCUCCUUCCACGCGACCAUCGUCGUCCUGUUCUUCGGAUCGCCUGGCCAAUAUUUCGUUGAGACUCAUGCAUACGAUGUCACAGAUUUGAGCACGGCUGACCUACUUACCCCUGAGAACUGGAGUGUCGUUGUUCGUUCGGGUGUAAAGGUGGAGAUGUCCAUUGUCGUACAGCAGGUGAGCAGUGACCGGGAACUGAUCCAAUGCCCUUGUUGCGUUGGUCCUGCCUUUGAGCCCAAGCAUAGGGCGGGCAUGCUAUGCACGGGGUGUGUUCGAACCUUCGAAGUCACCACGAGAGGACGGUUUUCGAGCGCGCUAGCUGUAGUCUCCGACAUUACCCGCGAUUCGGACGACUACGCCGAAAGCGUGAAUGACUGCGGAUACAUGUAUACUGGUACUGUACUAGAGGUACCCGGAGUACAGCCAUACGUUGGGCAUCUCUGGGGCCUAAUGAGUGGGGAACAAACGUCCACCCAGGAUGGGAGACUCGUUGUGCACAGUGGGCCAUGGCAGGCACAGAUCCGCGCAUUCAAGCGCAUCCGCGUACUGUGCGACGACACUGUUCCCCACAUUUCGUUCAGAGAUCAGCGAAGCGCCCUGCAUCUGGCAGCUGGAAACGGCCAGGUCAACGUAGUCGCCGAGCUUCUGGAUCGCGGCGCGGACGUCGAUGCUCGCGAUCGGCUCGGCCAUACGGCGCUCCAUUAUGCCGCCCACCGAGUGCAGGUCGCCGUGAUGCUACUUUUGCUCGAUCGAGGGGCCUCGAUAGACGCCACGCCGGCGGUGAACUACUUGACACCACUCGCUUGCGUCGUCUGGCGCCGUCACCGUGCAGCCGCAAGGUUGUUGCUCGCGCUAGGCGCCAUCAUCACAGCACCGCACACCUCCAGAGUCGCAGUUUUUUACGCCGCCGCCUCCGUGGGCGAUGUCGCUACUGCUCAGGCUAUGAUACGCCUUGGGGUGGAUGUGAACUCGAUUGACGAUCUGGGCAAGAGCGCGCUACACCGUGCAGCAGGAGGUGGCAACUACAAGAUGGUCGAGACGCUUCUUGAGUACGGUGUCAACGUGAAUGCGCGCUCAUGGAGAGGCAACACGCCGUUGGCGCUUGCGAUGAGAGGCGGGUUCGUGGAAGUCGUACGCCUACUGCUUGAAGCUGGUGCAAGAAUGGACACAAUGCCACCCUCGUUGUUUCUGAAUAUGUAG